UCUUUACCUCCUUCCUGAUAUGGCUUGAGAAGCGAUAUGUUGGGUCCCGUCACACGUCGGAAUGGUUCAACACUGCAGGCAGAAAUGUUAAAACAGGACUUAUUGCUAGUGUGAUUGUAUCUCAGUGGACUUGGGCUGCAACAAUCCUACAAAGUUCCAAUGUUGCCUGGGAGUAUGGAAUUAGUGGUCCUUUCUGGUAUGCAAGUGGGGCUACUAUCCAGGUGCUCUUGUUUGGUGUCAUGGCUAUAGAGAUCAAAAGAAAAGCUCCUCAUGCUCACACUGUUUGUGAGAUUGUUAAAGCUAGAUGGGGGACUGCUGCUCAUCUUGUCUUUCUUGCUUUCUGCUUCUUGACAAACAUUAUUGUAACUGCCAUGCUUCUUCUUGGUGGUUCUGUGGUUGUGAAUGCACUCACUGGAGCCACCUUCUUGGCAAGUUAUGUACACUCUGUAAUAGUUCAUGUGGUUCUAGUCAUCUUUGUGUACCUAGUGUACACAGCAAGCAGUGAGCUUGGCAGCCCAAGCAUCUUAUACCAUCGCCUAUUGGAGGUUGCAAGCAAAUCAAGAAGCUGUCAGGAGCCACUCUCCAAUGUUGGGCAAUCUUGUGGUCCAGUUAGUGGGAACCAAAAAGGGUCUUACCUAACAAUGCUGAGUUCUGGUGGACUAGUUUUUGGGAUCAUCAACAUAGUUGGAAAUUUUGGUACAGUUUUUGUUGACAAUGGAUAUUGGGUAAGUGCCAUUGCUGCAAGACCAUCAUCGACUCAUAAGGGCUACUUGUUAGGUGGGCUGGUAUGGUUUGCUGUUCCAUUUUCUUUGGCAACUGCACUUGGUCUAGGAGCACUAGCCCUAGAUUUACCUAUAACUGCAAGUGAGGCAAGCCAUGGACUUGUUCCUGCGGCUACAGCUAUUGCUUUGAUGGGGAAAGGAGGAUCUGUUCUUCUUCUCACCAUGAUUUUUAUGGCUGUGACAUCUGCUGGUUCAUCUGAGCUAAUUGCAGUCUCUUCAUUAUGCACAUAUGACAUCUAUCGUACGUAUAUAAAUCCAGAUGCAACUGGAAAGCAAAUACUGAAAGUGUCAAGGGCUGUUGUGCUCGCCUUUGGAUGUUUCAUGGGAAUUUUGGCAGUAAUACUGAACAAGGCUGGAGUUUCUCUUGGUUGGAUGUAUCUUGCCAUGGGUGUAUUCAUUGGCUCAGCAGUUCUUCCCAUAGCUUUUAUGCUUCUAUGGCGAAACGCAAACGCAAUAGGCGCCAUUCUUGGGACAAUUAUCGGUUGCAUUCUUGGGAUUAUCACUUGGUUGUCAGUUGCAAGUGUUGAGUAUGGCAGGGUAAAUCUUGACACAACUGGCCGAAAUGCACCGAUGCUUGCUGGAAACCUUGUUUCGAUACUUACUGGUGGUGCCAUUCAUGUUAUUUGUAGUUUGUUGUGGCCUCAAGACUAUGACUGGGUUACCACUAAGCAGAUAACUGUGGUUGAGAAGGAAAACAGUGAAUUGCCAGCUGAAGAGUUCAGGGAGGAAAAGCUGGAGAGAGCAAAAGCUUGGAUAAUGAAAUGGGGUGUUGGUUUUACUGUUGUGAUUGUUAUAUUGUGGCCUCUGCUUACACUUCCUGCAGGACAAUUCAGUAAAGGGUACUUCACAUUCUGGGCCAUCAUAGCUAUAGCAUGGGGCACCAUUGGAUCAGCCGUGAUUAUCGCGUUACCAUUGAUAGAAAGCUGGAAGACAAUCCAAACUGUUCUUCUUGGCAUGUUUACCAAUGACAGGCUCAUGGAAAAGCUGCACACGAUAAUGCUGGCAGUGUCCGAAGCAGAGAGAAUAUACUUACUUGAGAAAGAGAAGGCCAAGAAAAAAGAAGCAUCAGAGAGAGUCCUUCACUCUGCUGCUGCUUAA
Messenger RNA from Ilex paraguariensis (yerba mate), 1880 nucleotides. The record is from the annotation of a GenBank genome assembly. Lineage: Eukaryota; Viridiplantae; Streptophyta; Magnoliopsida; Aquifoliales; Aquifoliaceae.